UACUAAUAUUAGACGAGGUAGACCGAAUAAAAACAAGCCGCGCCUUACUGAAGAAAGAAGAUCUCGAAAAUGUUGAGCGUGUGCACGAUAUGUCAUUUUUGUUGCCUUUUUGGCGGUUCCAUGGGAAAUUGGAUAUGUGGCUGCUGUGGAAAAAACCUCAGUUAUCAUGAAUAAAGUGCAGGGGUUUGAAUACGGCGAUCCGCAGAAUUGCCCGCAGCAGACGAUGGAUAUGCUAGAAGUCAUUCCCCUUAACGGGUGGGACAAUCUCCGUAACGUCGACAUGGGUCCUGUCAUGGCGCUAAAUUAUUCAAAGUGUCGAAUAACUCAGGACAGAAAAUUCAUGAUUCCAGACGACACAUACGCUGUUCCACUAAAGAAAAGCAACGUCGAAACGUACUCUGAACUUUAUACGCACUUUUUAAACUACACCAGUGUCACGUCGAGCUCGAUAAAUCUUGAGGCGCAUGCAUCGUGGUCCUAUGGGUCUGUAAGCGGCUCUUUCUCAUGGUCUCACCAAAAUUCAAAGAUGCACAUCACGGGAGAUAAAUCCGUUCUUAGCAGGGUGCAGCUACGCUACGUCUUAUACAAGAUCCGUAGUCAGCCAGACCCCCAACUUCACCCUACUUUCAAAGAUCGUCUGCUAGAAAUCGCGUCCUAUAUACAAGAAAGGGACAAUGACGCUGUCACAUAUUUAUCGGAGCUUCUUGUUCGCGAUUACGGUACUCAUUUUGUCACCAGCAUUGAUGCCGGAGCAGCAAUCAUUCAAGAAGACCACUUAAAUUCAUCGUACAUUAAAAACAUGGACAAUGACCGGUCUACUAUCAAGGCAUCAGCUGGCGCUUCUUUAUUUGGGUUCAUCGGCGCCAGCGCGUCUUAUACCCAUGCUGUAGAAAAAGGCCAACUAGAAAAAUAUGUCCAAAGUCGCGUGACUUCUCACACAGAGACAGUGGGGGGACCACCGUUUCGAGCAAGUUUCACGCUGGACCAGUGGGUGGAUGAUUUACAAAACAACCUUGUAGCCGUGGACCGCGAAGGUGAUCCGCUCUACUACAUCAUCACGACAGGUACGUUACCAGAGUUACCGCUGGAUACAGUGCGUGAUUUAGCCGACAGCGUUCAGAAAGCGGUGGAGAGUUACUACUUGUAUAAUGUCUAUCGUGGCUGCACUAGUAUCGACUCUCCUAAUUUUAGCUACAUUGCUAACUUUGAUGAUAAUACCUGUGUAAAUCCUUUCACCAAUUUCACGUUCGGGGGCGUUUACCAGACAUGUUCUGGAGGACUGUGUUCUCCUGAGGAUUCCCUGGUAAACCAUAAAACUGGAACAUAUUCCUGUCUUCCUCAAUACACUGCGGUCCUUUUAGAUGAAGGCAAACUGCGCAAAUGUCACCGGGAAUGUCACCAUUUUUGGUUUAUCAGAUACCGCUGCCAUGACGUGUGUGAUGAUAGAAAUUACCAGAUUUACUGGUGUGCUGCAACUGGAAAAAUACCCCAAGAGUCGGGCUUUUUAUUUGGUGGUACUUACACAGCCAAUACGGACAACCCACUGACACAGGGGAAGAGUUGUCCGGUUCAUUUCACAGCGCUUAAACUGGGUGUGCCGCUUCCUAUUUACAUAUGUGUCAGUGAUGAUUACGAACUGGGAUUUCGUUAUGCCAUACCUUUCGCAGGUUUCUUCAGCUGUUCCUCGGGAAAUCCGCUCGCUAUUUCGCCACACAUACCUAACCUCCACAAGCGCUCUGUUGAAGGGGCUCCGUUGGGUUUAGCUGCUGUCCUGAUGGACGCUGGUGCGCCUUUUUGGCCCAAAAAAUGCCCUCACGGUUACAGUCAACACCUUCUUGCAAUAAACGAAGGAUGUGAGAUUAACUACUGUGUGAAAGCCCACGCCCUCACGCCAAAUGCUCUUCCCAUUAUCAGACGGCCUCCGUUCCAAUUAAAGCCCAAACUUCUGCGCAAUAGCACUCGCUUACUAAUGACUGCUUCUGGGCGCGUUUCAAUGAAAGGUGGUGGAUUCUCUACAUGGCACGCCACAAAAUGGGACGAAACAAACAUGUUUGAGGUCCAAGCAGCAGUGGAAACCCCUAGAACAAUGGAACCGAACGAAUCUGCCAGCCGUUCCAAUGAAACUGGACUCACUGUCGCCGUUUCCAUACUAGGCACGGCUCUGUGUGGAGUAAUUGUAGGACUGAUAGUGUUGGGGUAG
This is a messenger RNA of Lingula anatina, 2200 nucleotides long. Its product is annotated as macrophage-expressed gene 1 protein-like. NCBI's taxonomy places the organism in Eukaryota, Metazoa, Brachiopoda, Lingulata, Lingulida, Lingulidae. The record is from RefSeq and is a predicted model, not a curated record.